AUGUCGUACUUCAUACCUCUCUUAGAGGCGUCUAUCCUGAGCUAUGACGGCAGUAUGUACAUGAAGGUGGUGAUGCCUGCGGUGAUGCACACAGAGGCAGAGGACGUCUCCCUACGCUUUAUGUCCCAGCGUGCAUUUGGGCUCCUCAUGGCCGCUACCUCCCGGGACUCCGCCGACACGCUCCGUCUGGAGCUGGACAGCGGCCGUGUCAAACUCACGGUCAACCUAGACUGUGUCAGGAUAAACUGUAACACCAGCAAGGGACAAGAGACUCUAUAUGCGGGCCAAAAGCUCAAUGAUAAUGACUGGCACUCUGUCAGAGUGGUCCGACGCGGUAAAAACUUCAAACUGACAGUCGAUGAAGACAUAUCUGAAGGCCAGAUGGCAGGCGACCACACCCGUCUGGAGUUCCAUAAUGUGGAGACAGGCAUUCUGACAGAGAAGCGUUUCAUCUCGUCCUCCCCCUCCUCUUUCAUUGGACAUCUGCAGGGCCUGAAGUUCAACGGUAUGUUCUACAUUGACAUGUGUAAGAAUGGAGACAUUGACUUCUGUGAGCUCAACGCCCGCUUCGGCAUGCGCUCCAUCAUUGCUGACCCGGUGACCUUCAAGUCCAAGGGCAGCUAUUUGGGCCUGGCCACCCUGCAGGCCUACACCACCAUGCACCUGUUCUUCCAGUUCAAAACCACAUCGCCUGACGGAUUCAUACUGUUCAACAGUGGAGACGGGAACGACUUCAUUGCUGUGGAGCUGGUCAAAGGGUUUGUCCACUAUGUGUUUGAUCUGGGGAACGGGCCCAGUCUACUGAAGGGGAACAAUGAGAGAGCUCUGAAUGACAACCAGUGGCACAACGUAGUCAUCACUAGGGACGCCACCAACACACACACACUGAAGGUGGAUGCCAAGUCUGUCACACAGAACAUCAACGGAGCCAAGAACCUAGACCUCAAAGGUGAUCUGUUUGUGGCAGGUCUGGGGCCCAACAUGUAUCAGAACCUUCCUAAGCUGGUGGUCUCUAGGGAGGGUUUCCAGGGCUGUCUGGCGUCUGUCGAUCUCAACGGCCGUCUGCCUGACCUCAUCAAUGAUGCCCUGUUCCGCUCCGGACAGAUCGAACGCGGCUGUGAAGGACCCAGCACCACCUGUCAGGAGGACUCCUGUACCAACAUGGGCGUGUGUAUUCAACAGUGGGAGAACUUUACCUGCGACUGCACAAUGACCUCUUACACAGGGACACAGUGCAACGACCGCAUUGCAUAA
Messenger RNA from Salvelinus sp. IW2-2015, 1254 nucleotides. The record is from RefSeq and is a predicted model, not a curated record. Lineage: Eukaryota; Metazoa; Chordata; Actinopteri; Salmoniformes; Salmonidae.